Messenger RNA from Stylophora pistillata, 606 nucleotides. RefSeq lists its product as uncharacterized. Lineage: Eukaryota; Metazoa; Cnidaria; Anthozoa; Scleractinia; Pocilloporidae. The record is from RefSeq and is a predicted model, not a curated record.
AUGUGGCGUGUCUUGAGGCCUAAUUUUUGCCUUAAGGAUGUGACCAUUAAUGCUGACCAUAUGUCUAUUUAUGUCUCCAAGCGAAAAAAUGACCAGUAUCGGGAGGGUCACACCUCUUAUCUUGCCAGGUCUGGGAAAUCUACGUGCCCAGUUUCCAUUACUGAACGAAUUAUUCAGGUUUUGUCGCAGUCUAAUUCAUCGCUUCCGCUUGUUCGUCGUAUUGUGAAGUCCAAAUCUGGCGAGUAUUUCCACGCUAGCAAGGGCGUGUCUAAUUCUACUCUUAGAGAGGAAUUCAAGAAGUACAUCCGGCCCUUUGUUGACGACGUUUCAAAGUACGGCACGCAUAGUAUGAGGUCUGGUGCAGCGUCGAACGCCGCUUGUAGGCGCAUACCGGGCGAUUUAUUGGAUAUGCAUGCUGGGUGGAGGUGUCCUUCCUCGAAGAACAGAUACAUUAAACAUACAAUUAAAGAUCGUUUAAGCGUUUCAAAAUCGCUUUUGCUCUGAGGGUAUACUUUACGCUAGUUUACAGUUUAUUCUUGUCAUUAGUUUGCGAUUAUUUUGUGCUUUUUUGCUAGUUUAUAACUAUUGUAGUUCUAGUUUACUAUU